Molecule: messenger RNA, 807 nt
Organism: Papaver somniferum (opium poppy)
Lineage: Eukaryota; Viridiplantae; Streptophyta; Magnoliopsida; Ranunculales; Papaveraceae
Exons: 4
Coding region: 1-807 (268 amino acids)
Source: RefSeq, a predicted model, not a curated record
AUGAAAGCAAAGGAAAAAUUAGGUCAUUCUUCGUCUAAUCAAACUCCUAUUGAAGCAGAGAAACCAACUUCAACUAAUGAAGUGGUAAGUGAAGAUGAAGAGGAAUUGAAUGAAGGAGAUGGACCAGCCUCCCAGACUCCUGAGAUGACAGCAAUAAGAAAAGAAGAAAAGAGGAAAAGAAGAUCAGUAGAAGUAACACCUUAUAGAAAUGAAGGUGGAGGUGAGACUGUAGGAAAUGAAGGUCGAGGAAAUCAAGGUGAAGUUGUUUCUGGAACAAAUGAAGGUGGAGGAAAUGAUGGUCCUGUUGUUACUGGAGGAAAUGAAGGUGGAGGAAAUGAUGAUGUUGUUGUUACUGGAGGAAAUCAAGGUGGAGGAAAUCAAGGUGUACUUGGUAUUACUGAAGAUGGCACUUCUAAUGGUUCUGCUAUUGAUAAAGGUAAAGCAGUGAUUGAGGAGGACAAGAAGGAUGGAAAAAAGAAGUAUCCACCAAAGGAAACUGCAAGAGAAAUCAAUGAUGCCAUGGAGUUUAUACCUAAGAAGGGUAAUGGGAGACCUUGGGCGACGACGACUCGGAUACUCCGCCCCGUCAACAAGCUCCAUCAAAGCAAGGGAGAGGCGGUAAAAAAGGAGGAACAAGUGUUAAAGGAGGAACAAGUGCUAAAGGCGGAAAAAAAAGGAGGAACAAAGGGAGGUCAUGCUGGAACAAGUGCUGCUCGUGGUGGAAAAGGUCGAGGUGAAACAAGUGCUCGAGGUGGACGUGGUGGAGGAAACCCGUCCGUAAGAGGUUCACGGUUGGGAAACACCUAG